Molecule: messenger RNA, 926 nt
Organism: Rhipicephalus sanguineus (brown dog tick)
Lineage: Eukaryota; Metazoa; Arthropoda; Arachnida; Ixodida; Ixodidae
Exons: 5
Coding region: 63-716 (217 amino acids)
Biological process (GO): symbiont-mediated perturbation of host defenses
Molecular function (GO): amine binding
Source: RefSeq, a predicted model, not a curated record
AGAGAGUAUAAAUAUGGUGUCCCAAAACGGUCUGUCUACUCUGAAAGCAGGCAGCCAAUCUCAUGGCGACUUUCGCAGCACUUAUGUUUUCGGCCCUUGCUGUGGCCGUGGAUUCCUUAGAUGUGAACGACUUGGUCAACAACACGAACCUUUCUAUGUAUCAAGACCCCUCAAAGUUUAUUUGGACUAACAGUAGUGUUUAUCUUUCACGUAUAUCUGUAAGUGCGAGUACGCUGAAAAAUACACUACAAACUCCCUGUGUACGCUCACGGUAUUGGAGUAAUACAACAAAAGAAGUUGAGCGUUCUCUCGACGUUUAUAACAAAACGGAGCACAGUAAUAUCAGGUCUACAAAUAUUUCUCUUACCGUAGAAGACCAGGACUCUAAAAAAAUUCUUAAUGUUCAACACAAUGGGAGCAAAUUUUCUAUCAUGAACAUCACUGACAAGGAAAUCGCUAUUUCGAAUGAAAACAACACAUUCCGUGUGCUUUAUAGUGACACUAAUUGCCUUAUUCUGGCCGACACGUUAAAAGCAGCAGGUGAGGAUCACGAAGGGCUUCGCUGCUGGAUGUGGCUUCCAGAAUCUCGUAUACAAAAGCCGCCAAAAUGUUGCCUGUUCGUUUUCGAACUUCUGUGCUCCUACUUCGAUGAAACUGUUGAAGUUUCUGACAAAUCGUGUCUUAAUACCACAGAAAGAGGCUCCAAAUCUGGCUGAGAUCCUACGACACAUACACUGUAUCAGAAGUGGUGACGGGAAGGAAUGAAUUGCCGCGUAUGAUUUUCAUUAGUGAGCAAAGAAAGUUUUUGGUUGCGGAAACCGUACAGCUUCAAGAUCAUUCCAGUGGACAUAUAGAAGCUUGAACCCCAUUAUUUAAAGAAAAUCCACGGAACAAUACUGGCAAUAAAAUUUCAUUAUGGUUUUUCA